Molecule: messenger RNA, 1673 nt
Organism: Syzygium oleosum
Lineage: Eukaryota; Viridiplantae; Streptophyta; Magnoliopsida; Myrtales; Myrtaceae
Product: phloretin 4'-O-glucosyltransferase-like
Exons: 1
Coding region: 90-1469 (459 amino acids)
Molecular function (GO): UDP-glycosyltransferase activity
Source: RefSeq, a predicted model, not a curated record
AUAUUCCAUGUUGAAGACGAGGCAUGUCUUUCUAUAUAACCUCUUCCAUAGCUUCCUCAGUUGCACUUCCCUAGCUAGCUCCUAAAAUCAUGGCUCCUCCCCGCUUUCUCCUCGUAGCACACCCGCAACGCGGCGCUAUGAACCCAGUCCUCCAGCUAGCCGAACGCCUCGCACGGGUCAGCGGCCAUGUUACUAUCCUUACCACCGUGUACGUCCGCCGCUGCAUGAUCGAUCCGGUUUGCAUUGAAGGUGUAACCUUCACCACGUUCUCCGAUGGCUAUGACGAUGGCUGUAUGCCAGGGGAUGACCUCGAGCGCUUCAGGACCAAGAUGAAGCAGCGGGGGUCGGAAGCUCUUAGAGGCCUCAUUGAUCAUAGUUCUGGACGAGGCCUCAAGUUCACAUGCGUGCUCCACACGAUGUUGUCUUGGGUCGACGAUGUUGCUCGUUCCCUUCAAAUCAAAUCAGUUCUCGUCUGGAAUCAACCUGCUACCAUGUUCGAUAUAUUCUAUUAUUACUUCAAUGGCUAUGAGGAUGUGAUUAAGAACGUUGCAAGCCAAAGAGGUGAUACCACAUCGCUCAUACGAUUGCCCGGCCUACCCCCCCUAACCAACCGCGAUGUCCCCUCCUUUCUCCAAAUAGAAAACAAGUAUGCUUUCGCUUUGCCGCAACUCCAAACCCUAUUAGAGAGCCUAAAAGAGGGGGAAAAUCCAAAAGUGGUUCUUGUGAACACCUUCGAUGCGCUUGAACUCGAGGCAUUAAGAGCGAUCGGUACACUAAAUUUGGUCGGAAUAGGGCCCCUUGUCCCGCUCGGUGUCCUAGAUUCAGAAAAGUCCUCCGGAAGCGAUCGCUUUUUGGGCUCUGAGGAUUAUGUUGAAUGGUUGAACACAAAGGAGGAAGCGUCUGUAAUUUAUGUAGCCUUUGGAAGCAUAGCAACGUUAUCGAAGGGGCAAAAGCGAGAAAUAGCAUGCGGAUUGCUAGAGACCGGCCGGCCAUUCUUGUUGGUGAUGAGAGAGAGUGAUGGGGAUGAUGAUGAACUCAUUUACAAAGAGGAAUUAGACAAGAGAGGAAUGAUAAUCCCAUGGUGCUCUCAAAUUGAGGUAUUGUCGCAUCCUUCGAUAGGAUGUUUCUUCACUCACUGCGGGUGGAACUCGACGCUUGAGAGCUUGGUGUGUGGUGUUCCGAUGGUCGCAUUCCCUCAAUUCGGCGACCAAAUGACAAAUGCAAAGCUCGUCGAGGAUAUAUGGAGGGUUGGGCUUCGAGUGUCCCAGAUUAAUGAAGAAGGCAUCAUCGUUGAGGGAGGGGAAAUCAAGAAGUGCUUGGAAUUGGUCAUGGGAGGUGGAGAGAGAGGUGAUGGAAUUAAGAGGAAUGCAAAGAAGUGGAAGGAUUUGGCCAUGGAGGCUUCCAAGGAAGGUGGAUCUUCGGAUAAAAAUCUCAAGGCCUUUGUUGAAGAAUUCGCUCAAGUAGAUUGAUUCAUGAUAAAAUGUUACAUGUUAGCUUGAAUUUAUAUGUUCCUACUGUUCUUUAAAUUUGCUUGAUUUUUUUAAAAUUGUAUCCAGUUGAGUGGCAAUAUAGUUGAUGUAUGAAUAUGGACUCUUAUUUCGAGUACUAAAAGAGUAAAUGGAAAGAAUUUUAAAGGGAAAAAAGCUAUAAGAGAAAAAAACUCAAACUAUGCC